CGUAGCCUCGUGUUAUAUGUGAAUCUCGCGUCUUCAUUUAUAGGUUUCUCUUAUAAGACUUCUCACUGGACGAAAGCGACAUGUAUGGAGUUGCAAGUGCACUAUGAAGAUGUCGAGCUUCUUCCUGCGUUCUCUUCAGAGGACUACCCAAAAGUAAUCAAGUCUGGUGGUGGUGGUAGUCUGAUAUUGAUGAAGAAGGGCAGCAUCACUAUGCUGGUCCACCGAUUAGGUCGCCCGGAGCUUCUCGGAUGGCUAUUCGAUCUCGAGAACACCUACGACUUCGAUUAUAGCCUGGUGACAUUGAUUCCGAGCACACGCACGAUUCCUAUGUCCAACCGCAAGGGAGAAGGGAGAAGGGUUAGUUACCUACACUGCCUUCGUUGCGGAGCCCGAGUUUUGACUGGUUUUAUGACCGAAUACGGGGCGGAGGCUAGUCAUGACAUUUGCCACCUCAUCCAAGAUCUUACUUGGAGCUUGGUAUAUGGCAAUUUCGGAAAGUCCAGCUGCGUUGUCGAGCAGACUGUGGUGCGGAGAAAGGCAGCUUUAACUGCAGGUGGUGCAAGAGAACUCGUUGCUGCAGCGUGGAGGAAGAGCGGAAGGCCGGCCUUCCACUCUCUCCUGACCGCACAAGUGCUGCCAGGAACACGAAAUCUACCGUUUUAUCAGGGGGGGGGACUAAUCUACCGGUGGAACUGAAGAGUCGGUGCCGGAAAUGUACCGUGACAUUGAAGUAAAUUAUAUUUUAUGUUCGUUUCAUUUUCCACCCCACCAUAGAUUUAGGUCUUCCGCCGGCAUGCUUAUUCAGGUGAGAUACGGAUGAGGAGAGCGUGUAUCUAGUGUUCUGUCGCAUUUUAACGGGUUUGGUCAAGUGUACCACUCCCAGCCAGUAAUCUUCGUUCUCUGCCAGUUGUGUUUCAAAGACAUGGCACACGAAACAAUAAGC
Molecule: messenger RNA, 943 nt
Organism: Guyanagaster necrorhizus
Lineage: Eukaryota; Fungi; Basidiomycota; Agaricomycetes; Agaricales; Physalacriaceae
Exons: 3
Coding region: 85-696 (203 amino acids)
Source: RefSeq, a predicted model, not a curated record